AUGGCUGCCGGCUGCAGCUUGACGCGUCCCGUCACUCCCGUGUGUGGUGUCGCCUGUGGCCGCCCCGCCGCUCGCCGGUCACUGCUAUUCCGCCAGUGUAGGGUAGCCAGGGCUACGCUGUCUGCUAUGUUCACGGUGGGACUUGGAGCCGAGAUGCUGGACACCACAGACUUCAACUACCACACUGACCACAGCUGGCUGUGUCAGCAUGCCUGCCAACAGCCAACAGCAGAGGGCAGGAUGGGCAGACAGGCAGGGGAAGUGUUCCAUCUGCACUCCUCUGAGGUGCACCAAGCAAUGAGUGUCUUCCCUGUCUCUGAGAGCAUGGAGUCCACUGGAGCAUGCUAG
This is a messenger RNA of Portunus trituberculatus (swimming crab), 348 nucleotides long. RefSeq lists its product as uncharacterized. The record is from RefSeq and is a predicted model, not a curated record. NCBI's taxonomy places the organism in Eukaryota, Metazoa, Arthropoda, Malacostraca, Decapoda, Portunidae. The coding region runs from base 1 to 348 and encodes 115 amino acids. The transcript is spliced from 3 exons.